Messenger RNA from Salvelinus sp. IW2-2015, 2793 nucleotides. RefSeq names its product neuromedin-U receptor 1. Gene Ontology annotation, biological process: neuropeptide signaling pathway. Gene Ontology annotation, molecular function: neuromedin U receptor activity. Gene Ontology annotation, cellular component: plasma membrane. Lineage: Eukaryota; Metazoa; Chordata; Actinopteri; Salmoniformes; Salmonidae. The record is from RefSeq and is a predicted model, not a curated record.
GAGAGCGCGAGAGAGAGAUUCCUUUUGGCGCUUAGCUCUCCAGUUCAUAAAGACUGAGAGCAGAGAGCGAGAGCGCGAGAGAGAGAUUCCUUUUGGCGCUUAGCUCUCCAGUUCAUAAAGACUGAGAGCAGAGAGCAACACUCUAUCUUCACUACGGCUGUUCUAGAGGUAUGAACACGGGGAACCAAACAGACAAAAUACAGAAGUACGGACUCGUUGCAAUGUUGAAAUCGUAGCAGUGGAGGACAAUUGAUGAACACUGAUUUGCAACCUUUCCCCCUCUCGUUUACAUCCAUGUCUGAAGAGGAAUAAGAAGAGAACAUUUCAAAAGGACUAGGUGUUGUGUCCCCAUAAACCACAAUGGCUCAGGAUAACUGUUCCUCUCUGGGUCUACCUGCCACCACUCCUGACCAGCUGGGUUGGAAUUUGUCCUGGGCCCUGGGCAACAUCAGUGCUGAUGACAUGGAGGACAUGUGCCUGAGUCGGAGUCAGUACCUGGAGAAGUUUCUAGGCUUCCGGCGGUCACCCAUGUUCCUGCCUGUCUGCAUUACCUUCCUCAUCAUCUUCAUUGUGGGAUUGUUAGGGAACAUGCUCACCUGCAGCGUCAUCGUGCGCAACAAGGUGAUGCGGACGCCAACCAACUACUACCUAUUCAGUCUGGCCGUGUCCGARUUAUUGGUKCUAGUCCUGGGUAUGCCYUUGGAACUCUAUGAGAUGUGGAGCAACUACCCAUUCCUGUUCGGUGCUGGCGGCUGCUACUUCAAGACCUUCCUGUUCGAGACUGUCUGCUUUGCGUCCAUCCUCAUUAUAACAGCGCUGAGCGUGGAGCGAUACAUCGCCGUGAUACACCCGCUCAAGGUCAAGCACGUCGCCACUCGUGCCCACGCCAAGCACGUCAUCCUGAUGCUGUGGGCCAUGUCCAUGGCGUGCGCCGUGCCKAACACCAGCCUCCACGGGGUGGCCAUGCUGGGAAACCGGUUCGGGCGCCAAUUCCCKGAGUCGGCCAUCUGCAUGAUGGUGAAGCCCCGGUGGAUGUACAACCUGAUUAUCCAGGUGACCACGCUGGUCUUCUUCCUGCUGCCCAUGCUCAUCAUCACUGGGCUGUACCUGCGCAUUGGCCUGCAGUUGAGGAUGGAGAGGGGCAUGCAGGGGCUGGGGACCGGGCCGAGUUUUGGUUCGGACAGCCACUGGAGUGUCCACAGGCAGCAGCAGACGGCACGCCACCGGCAGGUCACCAAAAUGCUAUGUGUACUGGUGAUCGUCUUCGGCAUCUGCUGGGCUCCUUUCCACAUUGACCGCCUCAUGUGGAGCUUCAUAAACUCCUGGACUGGCCACCACCACCUGGUCUUCGAGUACGUCCACAUCGUCUCCGGGGUCUUCUUCUACCUCAGCUCGGCGGUCAACCCCAUCCUCUACAGCCUCAUGUCCACCCGCUUCCGGGAGAUGUUCCGGCAGGUCCCGUGUCGCUACGGCUCAUGCGGCGGUCACGUGCGCCAGCUGACCUCRGGCUGCACCCAACUGACCCUGCGUAGUACCGUCAACGAGAAGCCGCAACACAAUGGGACCCCAGAGAGAAUCACCCCAGACAGAGAGGAGCAGAACGUGUACGUAGACUCCCACCAGCAGCCUGUAUAUGUCCAGAUUAAAUAUGAGUGAGGGGGGUGGGGGUACCAAAACGACCGUAUUUGUGACUGAAUGAACGUGUACAGUGAAGGUUUGGAUGGAGCGAAAGCAACAGUGUUGAAGUUUUGGCCUCGACUUUGGAGCAGAAUUCUGACUGGGGAUACCAAAAAUGAAACAAGAUUAAUAACAAAUGUAUCACUGAUUGAAUGUGUACAGUGAGUGUGGCUAGAGCGAAAGUUGUCUUUGGCUUUGGAUUUAAAAUAGAUUUCCCACAAACAUACGAAUUGUUUUGUGGGAUAUUCAAAUGAUUAUUCUGUGCAGAGGAAAGUGUUCUUCAUCCGGAUAUUAAUAUUCAGGUGGAACACAUCAUUUAUAAAGCUUAUCUAAUAAUUGAACUGUGAAAAAGAAACAAUACCCAGAUUUGUAAAUUAGCUUAUUAAUGUGUAAUCAGUGAAGCUUGAAUAUCUUAUUCUGUUCAAAUGUUCAAAUGUUUCAGGAGGCACAAUUAUAGAUUGUAACAGUCUUCUUAACUGUCUUCUUCAAUGUGUUGUUGUACCGUUCGGUGUACUAGCUAUACCAUCAAAAUCRCACUCACUAUGAAUGUAUAGCACAGGCAAUAUGGAAGUACAGUACAUGGGAGAUGGAGAAGACAGCUUUCAUAGAAAUAGAAAAGGUGACGUGAUUUACGCAUGACAUCCUUAAAGAAAUGGAAAAAGGGGGGAAUUUCCACCGACAGUAAGUAAAUACAUAUGCUAAACACAUGUUAUGUGCCUUUGUAGUACUACUCCAAAAUGUAUAGUAUUUAGCUUCAAGUGCUUUCUGAAAACUGCAAUCUUUUAUUCCUGUGUAAACUGAUUUAGAAUUGAAUAUUUUUACAACGACAAAAGUUUUCAGCAUCACUUACAUUUUCAUUGCUAAACAAAAUGUGUCAUAUUUAGGAAUUAUUUGCAUGCUCGCAUAGAGUCUCAAAUGUUUUGGAAUGGUCUUCAGUAUAAAGAGAUAUAGUUGAGAUACCUGUCAUGUGGGUUUAGUAAGGGCUUGAUUGUUUACAGAAGACUAAUUAUAUUGCUUUUAAGAAGCCUAUUGUAAAGCAUGCACAUUAAACAGUGCUUGAGGUGUCACUACAGGCACCCUGGUUCAAAUCCAGGCUGUAUCACCACCGGCUGUGAU